AUGACAAGAAAACAAAUUUCAUCCCUUCACUCCUCGGUCUCGCGCCUGCAGCUAUCCGAGCCUGUCGCCGUGGAAGAACCCAGUCCGCUAGCUUCCCCGCAGCAGCAAUCGAACACUUCCUUCUCCCCAGAAGCCUAUACACAGCCUUUUAUCGACUUUAUCAGCAAAAACCCUACUAUAUUCCACGCCGUAAACCACUUCAGCAAGCAGCUCGAAGCUCAAGGCUACAAGAAACUGUCCGAACGAGACACGUGGACAUCCGAAUUGAAGCGCGGCGGGAAGUACUACCUCACUCGUAAUGACAGUUCCUUAGUCGCAUUUGCUGUGGGUAGUGAAUACAAGAGCGGUAAUGGUAUUGGUCUUGUUGCCGGCCACAUCGAUGCGUUGACCGCCAGACUUAAACCUGUGCCGACGUUGCCAACCAAGGUUGGAUUCAAGCAGAUUGCGGUUGCUCCAUACGCAGGUGCCUUAAACAAGACUUGGUGGGAUCGAGACUUGGGUAUCGGUGGUCGCGUACUAGUAAAGGGUGAAGAUGGCGUUGUCAAGUCGAAGCUGGUCAAGCUCGACUGGCCCAUCGCUCGUAUCCCGACACUAGCUCCUCAUUUCGGCGCAGCUUCAACCGCCGCUAAUCCGGAGACGAAUAUGGUCCCUAUCAUUGGCAUUGAUAACUCCGAUUUGUUUGGUGGUGCAUCUGGCUCUGAUGAGACAGUAGAGGGUAUCAAGGUCGGCACUUUUGCAGCGACCCAGCCUCCCAAACUGGUCAAGGUCAUUGCGGGUGAGCUCGGUGUCACCGACUACAGCAAUAUUAUCAACUGGGAAUUGGAGCUCUUUGACACCCAACCUGCGCAGGUUGGUGGCCUUGAGAAAGAUCUUAUCUUCGCUGGUCGCAUUGACGACAAGCUUUGCUGUUUUGCAGCUCAAGAGGCUCUUCUUGCUUCUUCCGACUCGACAUCGCCGGGUCUCGUCAAACUCGUCGGUAUGUUUGACGAUGAGGAAGUCGGAUCCCUUCUCCGUCAGGGCGCACGGUCGACUUAUCUGAGCAGUGUCAUUGAGCGUAUUGUCGAGGCAUUUGCCGACAAGAACUACGGACCAAACCUUUACAACCAGACCGUCGCUAACAGCUUCUUGAUCUCGUCUGAUGUUAUCCACGCCGUGAAUCCCAACUUCCUCAACGCCUACCUUCCCAACCACAUGCCACGCCUGAAUGUCGGAGUAACUGUCUCGGCAGACCCCAACGGCCACAUGGCUACCGACGCCGUCAGCCACGCAAUCCUGCAACAAGUCGCCGAAAAAAGCGACUCAACGCUACAAAUCUUCCAAAUCAGAAAUGAUUCUCGGUCUGGUGGUACCAUCGGUCCCAUGACCAGUGCACAGAUUGGUUUGAGGACUGUCGACGCCGGUAUCCCACAGUUGAGUAUGCACAGUAUUCGAGCAACGACGGGAAGUCUCGAUCCCGGUCUGGGUGUGAAGUUAUUCAAGGGCUUCUUUGAUCAUUUUGAGGAGGUCGAUAAGAGCUUUCCAAGUCUUUAA
This is a messenger RNA of Talaromyces amestolkiae, 1530 nucleotides long. RefSeq lists its product as uncharacterized. NCBI's taxonomy places the organism in Eukaryota, Fungi, Ascomycota, Eurotiomycetes, Eurotiales, Trichocomaceae. The coding region runs from base 1 to 1530 and encodes 509 amino acids. Gene Ontology annotation, cellular component: fungal-type vacuole. Gene Ontology annotation, biological process: proteolysis. Gene Ontology annotation, molecular function: metalloaminopeptidase activity; zinc ion binding. The transcript has a single exon. The record is from RefSeq and is a predicted model, not a curated record.